Messenger RNA from Pocillopora meandrina, 24451 nucleotides. The record is from the annotation of a GenBank genome assembly. NCBI's taxonomy places the organism in Eukaryota, Metazoa, Cnidaria, Anthozoa, Scleractinia, Pocilloporidae.
UUGUCAAGCAGCUUUCAUGUUGACUGUCCCAUUUGCUUACUGGUACAGAAUGUCAUCGACAUGUCCGUGGUACUUAAAGAGCUUUCCAUGAGCGCCAAGAAUUAUCUCAAAUCGCUACAAAGUAAGCAUUUCCUACAGAAAUUUUAUUCGAAACAGCAAAUUUGCUAGCUUAGGUUUCCAUAAGAGAUCGUUGUCAAGUGUUACACCUUUAACUCUUGUUUUCAGAUGUUCGACAGGCAGCGACUUCGUUCUACGAUUCCUUGUCCAAGGUAUCACACAUGGCUGGGCAGUCGAAAGGAACUGCGCGUUCCCUCGGUAAAUGUGAAAACAUUUUUCGAUACUUUUGAAAUUCAUAGAAUGAUUCAUAUAUUUUAAGCUAUUGUGAUCGAAAUUUUCUUUUGAUUUGUUUAUACUUUCGACAGAAUAAUUAAGUCCUCAUUGUAUUAUAAACUCGCAUGGGGGUUCAACUCCGAAGUCCGAAGAAAAACAGCUUUAAUAAUCUUUUCUCCAAAAAAGUGUCAAAACACAGCAUUUUAACGCUUGAUCAGUCGAUCGUAAACAAAAAUUGCCCGGUCGAGCUUCAAACGUUGUAGUAAGAGUAAUUGUUCACAGCCACAACUACCCUAGUUUAUUGUUAAGGAUUGAAGUUAUAUGAAUUUACUAAUUCGGCGCGUUGCUGAAACUUGUUACUGCCUCUUCAUUACAGCGUUAGAUUUUAGAUCAAUGCUUUCUUAUUUGGAAAUUAAACGCCACCAUGCUUAAGUGGUACUAAAACGUUUUUCAGGACGGUAGAAAAUCUCUCUGACAUUCAAGAUUGUGGCUUCCAAAUAUCGAUAACACCAGGUCGACGAAAAUGCUUCUCUCAGCGAUAUUUAUAGUGAUGAAUAAAUUUUAAUGGUAUUGUCUGUGUUUCUGGUAAAUUCACUUGUUUGUAUACUAAAAAGUCGAUUGCAAUGUCCUUGACACAAUUGGGAAGUUUUGUUUAAAUACUGUUGCGGUAAAUGGCGAACUGAAGUUCGAAUUGCUAGUCAUUAAUUUUUCAUUCUUUCAAAAAAGAAUGCAGAAGGUGGCAAUGUAACAUGUACGCCACUUUCUAAUGUCAAAGUAUUUAUUUCUGUUCAGUCUUUCUAAAAUUUAUUAUAACAUGAGGCAAGAGCUAAUGUUACACCUUCUGGAUUUAUAAGCUAGAUUAGAGCAGCACUGUAAUGAAAAAAUGAUUCUCAAUCUUUACAUAACUUUUGAGUCUGAAUAUUUAAAAUUGAACAUGUGUCUCAACAUGUCCCUAUAGAUGUAUUCCACUUAAUGUGGAUUCGGGGAAUUUGAUUAUUACGUCAGAUUGUCAAUGCAAAAUUAUUGAGAUUUUAGUCAUACCCUUGCAUGAAGUAAGAAUGGCUAUUGAUUGUGGUAAAUUUCACGAGGGCUUUAGUAGAGGAGACCAGUCUGAGUCUGUUAUUUGGCAAACUAGAAGUUAUCUUGAUUUAAGCGACAAGACAAUUCAAGGAAAUAAUCAAUUGUACAGGCCUGGGUUGUUCAAAGCUGGGUUAAGGUAACCCAGGGUUAGUGUGAAAUUUGAUUUCAGGUCUGAAAGCUUCAAGAGGAAAUUCAGUUCAAAUCUUUUUGCUUGCAAUUUGAUCAUUGGAUGUUCUAAAAAGAAUAGUGAAAAUUUUCUCUAAAAGACUUUUGUACAAAAAAAUAAAGAAAUCUGAAUUAGAAUUUAACCCUGGGUUAGGGCUAAUCGGCCUUUGAACAACUGGACCCAGGAAAACAAAUUAUUUGACGACAUGGACUCAUGCUCAAUAAUGAAGUUGAGAAUUUGUCCUAUUACCAUCCAGGAAAGAUUCGCAAUGAUAUUGCAGCUGACAAUGAGCCAAUUGAUACUGGAAAAAAAAGUAAUUGUUGGUUUGAUUCCCAAAAUAGUGAUGACCAGUUCUUUGUUGGAGAGGCAGACUAUGCCCUCUUCAGGAAGAUAUUGUUUACGGAACACCCAUUAGAUUGGUAUCACAUAUUUGUCUUUAAUCUUUGUGUUAUUUUGAUUUGCCAAUAUCAGUAGAGAAAAAUAUUAUUAUAGCAACCACAAUGAAAUUUGUGCAUGACAAAUUGAACAGUUUGUAUUAAAAACUCCAUAGUUAGGGCAACCACAUCUUUUUAAUAUUGCCAAAUUACUGGAGUGUUGGUUGGCUCAAUGUAUGCAAAAGAAAGGUGUAAUGUAGCUACCAUAUAUCUGGAGACUUAAAAAAUUUGAAUUUAUAAUGCUAUUUAUCAAUCAAUGCCCUAUAAAUGUAGAGACGAUAUUUCCUGAAAAGGAGGAGAAAAGGGGUGGAGGGUAAGGAAUGGAGAUUUGGCAAGUGCUGCAUUUAACAUGUUUCUAAACUUGAAAUCAUGUUUGCAAUGAAUGUAAUCCCAUUCUGCGUGAUACAUGUAGGGUUGUCAUAGUGUGAUUUGAACUGAAUAGGUCAAUAAAUUGAAUUAUGCUAACAUAAAGGUAACAAACAUGGCAUGUGGCUAUGCAACACUCUCUUAUUGGAAAAAUGUGGAAUUGAUACUCUCUGAGACAAGAAUUUCUAGCAUUUUAAAACAUUUGUCAUGAGUUACCCCUUUGAGCCAGACAUUAAUUUAGAAUAAUUUUAAAAUAUUAUUCUUAUUUACUUUCUUUGAUCACAAUUCAUUUAGUAGCUGGUGCAAAAUGGCCUCACAACCUGCUGGUUUUCAUUGCCUGUUGGCUGCUUAUGAUAACUCUGUACAUGCAUACUCUCUGAAUGUGAUGCACUUUCAUGUAAAUGGUUUACGUGACUUUUGUUGUUUGUUGGGCACAGGACCCAUCAUUGCUGAUCUGGUAAUUGUCAAGAGGGAGGAGGAAACUAGACAAAGUGAUGUGGUAAUGACAACUGUUUUAUAAAUGAUUAUUUAUAGACACAUUUAAGGGUAAAAUAGAGUGCUCCCAAUCCUGAGGACCUCUCUUGUGUAAGGUUAUUUGCAGUUAGGUAGCAUUAAAGGACUAGAAGUAUUUCUACUCUUUCUGCAUAGAAUGCUACUCUGUUGCUGAGAGAUGGGAGGGUGGUCCAACAAAGUGAGGCCACUAGCUACAGCUCAAACUUUAUCAUAAGGUUGGAAGUCCAACACGUUUACCAUGAAGAUACAGUAUUUUUCUGAAUUUUUAAUGAUUUGUGGAAGAAAAUGCCAUAGAAGUACUAAAAAAUAGGCAAUAUUGGAUGUUAAUUCUGUAAAUGUUGUGGUUCAGAUUUUCAACUGUUAAAUUUUCAUCUUGAGUUGGAAUGCUGAAAUUUGAAAUAAGGGAAAAAUAGGCAGAAUAACUUGGUUUGUUUUCCUUUUUUUAAUUAAGCAAAUUCUUGAGAAAUGUGUUAAGAAUAACUGAUUUGAAAACCUCUCCAGGUCAUUAACAUUUGCUAUGAAUAAAAGACUAGGAUUAAAUGAAUUUGAAACCUCUAAUCAUCUCACACUUGUCAAAGGGAUAAAUAGCUUUAUUCAUGUUUAUAUUGUUGUCCUUUUUUAGAAUCCAGCUUUAGCUUAAAGCAUGUACAUGUGGAUCUUGCCCUUUAGAUAAUCUUAUCACCUUAAUCAUAGUUAACGCCUCAUUAGACAAAUAUUGUUGACUUUACAAAACAAUUAAUUUAUUGUUGUAUAUCAGAUAUCUUGCAUCAAAUGAACUCCAUUGACAAGAAUUUGUUAUUACAAACCUCGUAGUAUCUGCAGAACAAACAUCUUCUGAGUACAAUGCCAAAUAGUUUUUGCACUAAGGAAAAAAGUGUGUACAUAAGAAAUCCAAGUAUUUUUUAAUUGCAUGUAUUGAAAUUGAGUCAGAGAUAUCAAAACCCACUAAGUUACCCAUUGUAAAGUCUAUCAGGAAGGUUUUGAAAUUAGCUUUCAACCAAAAAGGUCAACUAAUGCCUUCUUCCUUUUGUGGUAAAACUCUUCUAUGGCUUCAUGUGCUUGUGAUUCUUAAAGUUUAGUUAACACAAGAUCAAUGUUCAUUUUGACCCAUAAUUAAUUUUUGAUAACCCAAAUGUUCUGCAAUGAUUAUACUCUAUACCAAGUUUAUGUAAGCAUAGAACUUAAUGAUUCUCACAUAAUUACUAUAAUAAGUAACACUUGUUAUCACAGAAAUUUAAUCCCAGACUAUGUUUAAACAGAGAAUGGGUGCCUCAAGUGGUUGACCGUUGUCUUGUGGUGAUUUUUGUAACUCUUCACAGCUUUGUAGUUGUAGCUCAUCCACUGCAAAAUGAUUCUAAUCACCUUGUGUUGGGAGAUUAGAACAAAGAUUUAAUGGCUAACCAGAAUGCUUGGAUCUCUGUUAUCACAGCAAAAUUGUGCUACCAAAGAUAACCAUUUUAUUUGUAUUUUCUGUCAUGUAUUAAAGUGGUGAUUUAACUUAUUGAUCCCUUUAGCUGAAAUACCUGCAGAAUGAUUUAAUAGCUCCAUUAGACAUCCUGGGGGAUUCAGGUGUUCAGGAGGUGAAAGUAUGUAUUUCUAAAGUGCAAAGUAAUUUUUGAAAUUAAUUGCCUUCAGAGAUUGAAUCAAACAGGUCACCACAAUAAGCCUAGGAUUAGGUACAAUCAGAUUCAUCACAUAAAAUUCCCUAUUGAAGAUAUGGGAGAUUAAUAGAUAUAAAGUUGUUACUGGAAGGGCAAUCACUUUGUAAUUUUCCAAAGUUUUAAGUUGUAGUAAUUAUACACCUGUGUGGUUAUGAGCUGAACAAAUGUAAUUAUGAUAUGUAAUUUUCUUUCUGGUCAUGUUUUGAUUUAUUAGUCUUUGCAGAAAAGUUACAUUCAAGAGAACAAAAGUAAGAUGGAGGUUAGUUUUAUAAUCAUUAUAAAUAAUUUCAUUCUGUUGUUGUGUGCUAAUUCCUAGGCUUUCAAAUCAAAAUGAGGCUGUGGAUGACCUUUUCAUGAGAGAGUCAAUAGACCAGUUCAGUAAACAUGAUAUCAGAGAAGUUUACGACACAAGAAAGUUAUCCUCAGCCUGAAUCUUGUUGAAAGGCUUCAUACAUAUAGUACAUGUCUUUAUUCACAAGUCUGAAAGGGACCAUUUUCACCAAUUUUGUUUUUUAAUAGCAACCAUAAAAUUAGUGGAUAUUUUCAGAAUGGUCUAAUUUUUUUUUUCAUACAUUGGACACAGAAUACACAUACAGCUGCUGUAAUACUUCUAGCUUUCUUCCUACACAACUAUACCUAAGUUACAAGCAGUAAUAAUGAGCUACUCGUAUAUUUUUUUACAUUUUUUUUAUGUGAUUUGAUUGAAUUACAUGGUUUACAUUUUUUCCAUAAUAUCUGUGGCACUGAUGAUUAUGCUUAUCACCAUAUAUUUAAAAAAUAUAUUUUUGCAGAAAUUAAAUUGAAUAGAACAGAUAUUCACCAAAAGCAUUGUAGCUGACUAAAAGUAAUGACACAAUUAUUUUGAUACCUGUACAGCUUUUAGAAAGAGCAAAAGGGGAACUGUUGAGAGUUAGGAAAAAGAGUCAAAGAAAUAAACCAACAGAGAAAUAUGAAGAGAAAGAAAAACAGGUACUUACAUGAACAUAUAUAAUGAUUUUUGUCCUUUAUGUUUUAGAGUGCAUGUACAUUUACCAUUGAGAGAAGCUGACCAUCUUUUAUCACCAAAUCAUAGACUAAUAUGGCCCUAACAAAACAAGAAUUUCUCUUAACUACAGAAAGUAACGAAUGGAACUCAUUCAAUAACAUGCCAACUCUGGAGUUGAGAGUGAUAUUAUUUCUGAUCAGCAUGGUUUUUUUCAUCAUUGUAAAAAUGCCCUUAUAUAGCAGAAUUGAACUUAUCAUAUGGAAAUGCUUCUGUUACAACUCAGGAGUGAAGUAAAGGGUGAAUACAUGUAUGUAAUCUUAGAGAUCUGCAAUAAAAUUGAAAGCAGCAUACAAAACAAUGGGAAUGAUACACCCCCAUAAUUUCAUAACAACAAUUUUUUUCUUGAGAAUUGUUAAUAGUUACUUCUUUUCAAUUUUCAAUUUCUAUUUUGAUCUUCUUUCAAGUGUGAGCAAAGAUUGGAGUCAUGCCAAAAAGGACUUAGAGAAUUUAGACUUGCAGGCUGCAGAAAGGUACCAUGUCAAUCAAUUGUACUCUUGUAGUUAAUGUAUGUUGCAGUAUUAAGAUCAGUGCUUUCACACAAAAUUAUAUCAUUCAUAUUGAGCUAAAGUUAUUGUCCAUAUUGAGCUGAAAUUAUUUGUUUGAAAGGUUGUGAAAAAUGUUAUUAAUGUGCUAAGUAAAUCUCCCACUGUAUUGAGCAUUUCAGUUUUGUUUUCAUUAGGCAAUUAAAGAAGAAUGGAAUAGAUAUUGCUUCGUAUUUGACAGAUGCAGUAUUGCUUCCAGAAUUACCAUGGAAUCUUGUGAACAAGUAAGAACUCUAAACUCCGAAGAGUUUAUGUACACUCAGUUUGCAUUUACAUGUAGAUAUUAAUGUAGUUUCAAAUUUGUUUGUUGUCUUAAUUCAGAGUGCACAGAUACUACGAGGAAAGCUACCAGUUUGGUUUUCACUCAUAAAAAAGGAUGACUCUGUGUCAAAGGUAAAACUAGUUUGCAUACUAUAAUGAAAAUUUUACAUCACAUUUUACUUCAUGUUAAAGAUUUUUUUGAUAUACUGUACCAAAUAUUGCCAUGGUACCAUUUUACUGUUUCCUGUGCUAAAUUCUGCUUUUGUUGUUUCAGGUGAAUGGUUCCAUAUCAAGUGCAGAAAUUAAAAAGGAUGGAAUUAAAAGUGAAAAGUAUGUUUUAUGUUAAUAAUGGUAGCCUGCAGAGCAGGUGUAAUUUUUGCAAGCGAGUGCUCAGUUAUUUCAUAACAAAUAUUAUGGCCGCCAUCUUUGAUUUUAAUGGCAGUGGAAGGCUGGGGAGAGAAAUAAAUUUGUACCAAGGGGGCAGUCGAUGGUCAAAAAUAAGGAGAGGGGUGGGGGUAGGGGACGGUAUUAGGACUGAUCAUGAGUCAAGUCUAAUUUGGUCUGUGAUAUGAUACAGUCCAAUGAUUGAUAUUCAUUAAUUAAGAGUAUAAUUACAGACAAAACUGGACUUUCUGAUUAUGCAAGCAUGACAUGUACAUUGUACAGUAACACUGUCUAGUUACAAGCAUGACUGUCUUUAUAGAACUUAAAUCAGGGUAGUUAGAAUCAAUCUUGUUUUAGAGUUUUGUUAUAAUUUUGGUUGUUGUUAUUAUUAUAAUUAUAAUUUUUAUUAUUACUAUUAUUAUUAUUAUUACAAUUCUGUACUUCUGAAUGAAUGUGUAUUUAAUUUCUUACUGGAUACUUUUCAUAAGUUCACAAGAUGCUUGUCAUAAGUUCUUUAUGCUAAUUGUUCUCCUUGCAGACUAAAGCUGAGGGCAAAUUUUGCACACACAGCAGCAGAAAAUUCACAGCUUAGUUUCAAAGAGGUAAGUGUAAAUGGGCUAUUGCAUUCCUCAACGGCAUGAAGGUUUUUUGUGUGUGUUUGUGUAAAUGAGUUGCUGAGGUGACUGACAGAACAAUUUUUAGCUCCUGUCUUUAGGGGUAAAAGAAAUUCUGAUAUCCAGCUUUCGCUUAGAAAUCAAGUUCUACAGUUCUGCUGGGCAGGAAUUCAAUAUUAUGAUUAUGUUAUCAAGCAUUUGGCAUCUUUCCUUAAUAAUAUUAUUCUUCUUCUCACUGGUCAUCAAGGCCAAGGGCAUUCACUAUAACUUAUUUUUCCUUUUCACUGGUAGGGUGAUUUAAUAAAUCCAAUCAGUGAAGUUGUUUCAGGAUGGCAAUAUGGAGAAAACUUAAAAACAAACAAGUAAGGAUUGGAACUUAAUAUUGAUAAUAGAUGUUUGAGUAUACAUGAUGAAAGUUUUAUGUACUGUUAAUGAAGUCAUAAAGUUGUAAAGCAGUUGUGCAAUAAUUGUUAUUUAUAAAAGAGCAUAAAAUGUGUCCCAGUUUGUAUGUAUUGAAAACCUUAGCUUAAAUUUUGUCCAUCAGUUGCAAUCUUUGCUGAUCUUCAGGGCUCUUAAUCUUCCUACUUUUUGAUAAAGGUUAGUUAUAAAAUAACUUUCUUUUUUUUCCUUCUCAGGUCUGGCUGGUUCCCAGCUGCGUUCACAGAGGAGGUUAUAGGUGUAAUGACUGGGUAAGAUAGAAACUUGACCCUUUUAUUCCCAGAAGUGAUUAACAUGUUAUUUCUCCCUAUAAUAUCUUUACAUUACCUGACAAACAGGUAAUGAGAAAACUCAAACUUAUCAGGUAGAAGUUGUCUGCUUGAUCUAAAACCAAAUUCUUGCAACUUAUUUACAAGGAAAUGUGUAGCAGCCAGAGGGGAGAAUUAACAAUCAGAUCUUGGGAGCAAAAGGGUUCACCAAAAUGUGACAGUUGACAUUCGGGUUUCAAGGUGGGAGACAAGUGCUCACACUAUUGUCCAUUCACUGUGCUCCUAUGUGCAUGUACAUGUAUCUGUGUAGAAUAACUUUUUGUUUGUAUAUUCCACGGUAAUAAUUUUAUUGUACACAUGUAAAUAACUUUUCUUGCAGUCCCUCAGUGAGUCAUACAUUACCUGCCAGUGGAAUUCAUCCACGUCCUACACUAGAUUCCAGUGCUGGCCACAAGUCAUUGAAGCGUUAUUCAAGUGCUGGACCAGAUGCAUCAUACUAUCCCCCUCCAGACUAUGUGGAGGAGGACAACAAGGCAGAAAUAAACAGCCUAUCAUCCGCAAACACCCCUGGUCUGUCAGGUACAGUGUGUUUACUGUGUAGUGGGGGCUGUUGCUUAAAGUUGGCUGACUGAAGUAAACAAAACUGUGCCUUCUAAAUCCAUGUACAUUCAUUUAGGUUUUGAAAUUUAAGAGGUGUCAUGCCUUUGAGUGUGUGUGUGCGUGAGAAAUGUGACCUUUCAAAGGACUCGAGUUCAAACUGCUCGUGUCUGAGUCGUGAUUAGUGUCUGUGGAUCAGUUCUGUUCAUUUGCCUGUUUGUUAUCGAUUUCUGUAAUGGCUGACCACAACUUCUGAAAUUGCAUGUUGUUGAUAAUUGCAGGUAUUACUUGAAGGAUUUAACACACAAUUUAAAUUGAAAGGUUUUAAUUUUGUAACGUGGGGCUGUUUUCAUUUUAUUUAUUUUUUAUGUUUAUCUUUUACAGUUUUAUUGUUUAGAUUCGCUUAAAUAUUUACAGUAACACUGUAGGAAAGUAUAUGAUUGUAAUUGGAAAUUAUGUACAUUUAGCUUCAAUACCUUGUUCACUUGUUGAUUGCAAACUUCUAAUAAAACAAAGGAGGAACAAAAACCAAAGUCAUUUUGACAGCCAGUCACAACAAAGUCAGAUAUCUCAGGGAGCCAUUAAGAACUUUGAAGCAAGAAUAAUUAAUCUGCAUGUGGUUGAGACUAACUUGUGCCAGGCUCUUCAAUGUAGUUCCUUUUGCAUCUGACUUUUGAGUUAGUGGUGCAAUGUUUUUGGCCAAUCACAGAGCUGAGUGAAGUAAAACCAGUUGAAAGCAACCCUGGAUUAUUUUCAGCACUUGAUUUGAAAUCUUUUGUUCUGUAUGCUUGUUGUUUGUGUGUAGAAAACCAAGUUAUCACAAUACUAAUCAAAACUGAUUGAAACAUCUUUACAUUAUUUUCCAGGUUCACUUGACAACAGUAGUGCUGCCUUGGAGGUCAGAUCACCUUUGAUACCUCCUCCUCCUCCACCUCUUCCUCCAUCAUUUUCUGCGUUAGGAAAAAGUGAAGAGAAGAAAACCAAGAGGUAAGAGAUCCAGGUUUUUUUAUUAUCUUAGACAAAAGAGUUGAGACAAUUGGCAUCCAUAGGGCACUUGGUUGUUGGUUUAAACAAUUAUUAGUAUCUUCAUCUCCUCUCUCCCCUGUGAAUGAUGUUGCCUGGUUUGUAGUUUGGUCAUUGAUAUAUGUACAUGUAUUCCAGAUCUUAUGAAAAUAUUGGUCGAGAGGAAGGUGGAAGAAAAGCUUUCUUAUGAGAUGCUGUGUGUUGUUGGGCUGGUUUUGUACAAGGUAGAAAAUAAGACAACGCUGAGAAGAACCUCCGAAGUGCAAACUAGAGCCAGGGACAAAUGCAGUCUACUUGUGACUUGAUGUAACAUAGUGCUAAAAAAAGUUAAUUAACACUGCCAGAAAAUGUUCAGUUCUUUGAUGAAACUUUAAAAUUUACUAACCAUUAAAUACUAAUCAAUAUAAUUAUAGGUGGAUGAAAUCCAGCAGAAUUCUAACCCUGAUGCUUGACAGGUUCUAUUAUGGGUUGGUCAUAUUUUGGUUUUUCUGUUUUGACUUGCACUUUACUGAAUUUUUACAUUCUUGUCAUUUUAGUCCUGGUAAUGAAGUAGAACCAAAUGGUCAAAUAACAGAAGAUUCUCCUGAUGUGAGUCGCUUGUAAAUUAUGGGAAGGAAGAAUCACAGAGAUGGAAGCUGCUAGCCUCAAAAGAUGAUUACACAGUGAAAGAAUGACAAAUUAGACCCUCAAUCAAAUGCAUUCUAGCAUUUCCAUUGCUUGCUAAUGAUUGCUUAUUUUGAUGGAAGAUCUCAAAUUAUUGGCCACAUGACUGAAAUACUGUUUUGUGAUAGCAGAACAGUCAUGUGGAUAACUGAAAAAUUUUUAAUUGAGGGAAGGUUUUCCAGGGCUGAAAUAAUCAGACUGAUGUAUUUGCUAAAUGGAAAAAUUAUGCAGAUAUAUGGAGGCUACUGAGCCUAAUAUCUGAGUUAACCCUUCUGUUCUGAAAAUCUAGCCAUCAAUUCUCUGCACUCUCUCUUUUACUGUAUAUAUUUUGUAUGACUUUAGCUCUGAGAGUUUGAUGUAAACCCUUUAACCCCUAGGAGUGACUAGCAUCUAAUUUCUCCUUACAAUAUCACCACUGAAUCACACAUUCACAUCAUGAGAAUACAGGAAAUGAUCACCAACUCUUGAUUGUCAGUAUAUGAAUACUGAUGUAUUAGUAUAUGAAUACUAAUGUUGGGGUGUAAAGGGUUAAAUCAAGCAAUAUCCAUUUGUUUGUAUUUUACUGCUCAUCAUCUUUUUGCUUAAAAAUGUUUUGGUAUUGUAAAGAGGAUUUCCCUGUUGGUCACUCUUGAAAGAAAUGGUUCAAUGUGCAAAGAAGCAGUGUUUCCAUUUGGCCUGAAAAAUGAUUAUGACAAGCACUUGCUUAGCAUCCUUUUAGUUCUUUCAAAAGUUUUAAGUGAACAGUUUGAUGUACUUAGAUUAUGAUCUCAUAUUUAAUUUGUAGGUUUAUUGAUCAUGUACAAAUCUGUUAGCCUUAUGGAUGAAAAUAUUUUAUGGAGAUCUGAUAUAUCAUAGCUGAAAGUGCCUAAAUUAUUUUUGUGAGCUGUAAAUGCAAAGGAAAAAAUGAACAAAUUGAUAGUGAAGUUAGUGACAGACUGAGGUAACUGUACAAGAUUUCAUGACACACAUGCUGUGAUGUUCAACAGAUCUUCAAUGAAAAGUAUUGUAAAUUAUGUUUGAUUGUAUUUACAAUAAUCAAUGCAGCACAUUUAAAGUAUUUGUCCUUUUUUUGGUUGCAUCGAUGAGUUUUAUCAUUCGUGUAAUUCAUCCCUCGUAUUAUUGGGGUCAAAAUGCGACCUGCCACAUCCCUCCUUGGGUUGAAAUUUCACUCCUUUGUGAAGUCUUAUAUAUGGUUUUAGGAGGGAAUGAAAACGAUGCAAUUUUAAUCAGAUUUCUUUGCUCUUUUCCUUAAUACUCUUUGUGUCACCCUUUACACUUUCAACGACGGUACACACCUACCCCGCCGUUUUCGAGUGUAUCUUGAACCCACGAUCAAACAUAGAAUAUACAAGAGUUUUUCUUCGGAUUCAUUAUAUCUCCCCGUAAAGUCUACUGAUAGCCUUGAUUUGUGAAUGCGUCCAUAUGAAUGUAUGACAAACUUGGGCGAUAAAUGAUUUCAAAUCAUCAACUCUAAAUGGAUGUUGAGUUUAUUCAGAAGAAAUCAGAUCAACAGAUCUAAGAAUGAGCCCCGGGCAUAAUAAAUCAAAAUAGUUACUCUUUAAGGUACCUAAUAAUUGUAUUCAUCAAUGAUCAAAGGUAAAGUAAAAUACUGCUACUUACAAGGAAAUGGCAUCAGUUAUAUUACGAAUUAGCUCUUUCUGAACGAACAAACAGCCGUUUAUCGAAACUGUUCGUUAUAGGGGUCUAGCUGUUAAUAGACAUAUAUAUAUAUAUAUGUUUUGUUUAGCUAAUGACUGAUUUGGCAUAAAUGAUACAGGGUUUGAGCUACUAUUUGAUCACUGGAGGGCAAUUUGUCCCCUUAGCAAAAAUUUUGGAGGACAUUUUCAUUUUUAGGGGGACAGACAAAUUAAUUUUUAUUCGACAUUUUCUUUUUUUACAUUCAUACAGGCAAGCCGACAAAAACAUUUUUUUUACCUGAUCCUUGUAAGACUUGUAAUACAAGAAAAGUGAUACAAAAAAGAAAAGUUAUGUUAUUGAUGUCAAAUUUCUUUUUCUCAUCAUAUUUAAACAGAGGAUCAAUGACUAUGCUUUAUACUUCAAAACAUUACACAGCAGAAUCUCGUCCCGGCAUCGCCUUGUAAACUUCAAUUCCUUUCUUAAUCACUGGUAAACGUAAAUGUACUAAUUCUUCAGUUGGUUCUAGCCCAAACAUCAAGGGCUGUAAAAGGAGUUGCUGCAGAGUUGAGGUUCUAAAAUUUGUACACCCUUCUGCCGUUGCAAAGGGUUUGUCUUCUUAGAUUUCCGACAAAAAUAGCAGAACAUCGCCUCUUUUUCAUAGCGCAACCAUGUGUGAUCUCGCAACUAAGUUUUCAGGAAAGUUCGUGAUUUUUUCGGUUUCCUUCGAUCCUCAUUCGUUUCUUCCUGAUUAAUACACUGUUCUUCUUCUGUAUCAUUUUUCUCUAAUUCACUCUGGCUUCGAUUCCGAGCGAAAAAGCUUUCUAAUGUUCGAACACGUUUUUGAUGUGACAUGUUUCUGCGAUUUUCACAAACAUGCGAAUUUUGAAGUUCAAAAGCCAACUGACGAUUGGGUUUUGUCGCUGCCGUCAAUCAUCUUAACGGAACUCUUAGGAAACAAAAUUUUACUUUCACGGGUUCAAAAGGUCAUGGUUUGUGAUUUGUCAUUGGUGAAUUUCAAUCCGUUUCGUGUGUUUCUGUGUUUCAAGGUUAGUUGCUUGUGAUCGUAAUUAUGAUUGAGGGCAGCGAAAAACGUAAUUGUGAAGGCGGCUUUUGAACUUUUGAGUUCUCAUGUUUGUGAAAAGCGUAGUAAAGAUUGCCACGUGCGUUCACCACGCUUGGUUGAGCAUGAGACCUACGUGUUCAGUAAAGUGUGACUGAAACGUGACUUUAGAAUGAACUUUAAACGUGCAAGAAAAUAUACUUUCCACGUUCUGUUUUAGCUUGCAAUUUCUGUACCGAGAUAAAACUCUUCGUGUGUGCUUCCUUUCGAGUUUAUUCCCUAAAUUUUGCAGGGGAAAAAUUGUCCCCUUGACCGUUUUUUUAGGGGACAAUUUCAAGUGCAGUGCGGGAUUGGCGCAAUGGCGCGGCCUGGCUCAAACCCUGAUGAUAGGAAUUCAGAUUGGAGGGCAAAAGGGUAGGAUAUCGAAUUUAAAGCGAAAGUUCUAGAUGCUUUGAGAAACUCACUGUUUUGUAUAUCGGUAUGCGUCCGAUCUUGAUCUGUCUUAUGCAGGUAGAAAAGAGAGGCUUGAAAAAAGUCCAGCUUUAUAUAUCUUAGUUCUUGAUCGGUGCCUGUAUAUUCAUUACCAUUCGCUCUUGAGACUGACUGAAAGCGAUCUGACACUUGUACAUGGAUAAAACUUGGCUAUUGAGGACAAUGCAUCAAUGAGAGCAUUGUAGGUGAGUGAUAGAGUGUAGUGACGGUAGGAGUUUCAUCUGUGGCUGCAAGCUAUAUGCGAAGGGAGAUCGAUCACAAAUACAUCCAGAUUAUCGCUAAACUCAAAUUGUUGGUAGCAACAACUAACAACUAGCUAGCGUUCUCCUCACAGACUCAGCUGGUUCUUAACAAAAUUUAUGCUUGGAUAGCCACCCUUCGCAGAAUUAGGAAUUUUCACCAUAGUAACACUGCGCUGAAAUUAUCUACGGUACUGACAUACAUCCUACCAGGCAUCGAAUAUUGUAGCCCUCUUCAAAGAGGAAUUAAUCACACUUUAUCUGACAAAUUGAAAAUAACGGCAAUUAUUACACAAUCAGAACUGUUUUCCAUAUACCUUAGUCUAUUAGUUACGAGCAGAACUUAUCGUAGUAUAAUCGGGAUACGAGUAAGUGUAGGCGCCUGGUCCAAGCUCUCACACCUCUGUUCAAGGCUAUCCUAAUUAUUUAAUGAACAUGUUAAGUAUCGGAAAAACUGUUACAACAAUCUUGAUGGAACUGAAUUGCAGCAGACUCAACAAAGAGGCUCCUAAUACUAGCUCUAUGUUCUCAAGGGGGCCAUGGAACAAUUUGAGGAAUUAAAAACAACGUUUACAAAAACAGCAAUUAUAAACCAAAACAAAGCGAAGUAACUUCGGAUCAAACACAAACUAUACAAAAGUCUUUGUUCGGGCAUCAGCAUAACUUCCCGUAAAGUCUACUGAUAGCCAUGAUUUGGUAAUGCGUCCAUGUAAAUGUAUGACAAAUUUGGGCGAUUAACGAUUUCAAAUCAUCAAUUUGAGUUCUGAUUCGAGCAGGCUCCAAAUGCUAUUUUGUAGGACGUAUCUUUUUCUUAUAUUGCAUUCUGACUCUGAAACAAUCUACCCACGCAUGUUAGGGAGCCUUCAAAUCUCAGGAAUUUAAUUAGGUGCAAGGCCUUAGAAACUUAAGGUGGGCCAGCUAUGUUGUAGCUGAUAACAAAGAAAGACGUUUUUUAUCAUUAAUACUUAGGUUUUACCUGUUCUUUAUUUGUUAAUUUCUUCUUGUUGAUACACGUAAAUUUUUGCAACGAGCUUUCGUUGGCUCCUUGGUGUCACGUGUUUCAAUAAAGUUUGAGUUUCUCUCCGUUCUAAAUUAUCGAGCUUUCUCUAAAAUAAAUCGAGAAAAAUACCGUGAUUUGGUUCUUUUUAGUUCAAAAGAAGUUCAAAUGAAUCUAAAAAAAAUUUCAUUUUUGGAUGUUCUUUGACACUUACACGCUUUGUUAUUUUUGUUUUUUCUCAGUUUUUUUAAGUUUCAUCUACGUAUAUAUUCAUCCUUUUUAAUUUGUCCCUGGAAUUUCCAAAAAUAAAUUUAAGUCCUUUAAUGAACAUGUUUUUACUUCGUUAUCCUGUUUCGCUGUUCAAAUGGGCUAUGUUCUGCUUUUUCCUAAAAACCUUUGGGGUCCCUCAAAAAUUAAGCGAUUCUCAUUUUGCAAUUUUAUAUUUAAAAAUUUUGUGUGUCCACUGUUUAGUGUUUCGGUUUAUUUUUAAUUCAGGAAAAAUCCUUCAUGGCCUUGGCAGCGCCACCACUGUUUCGUCCAAAAAAAUCGACAACUAAUUACUCCCGGUUAUGCAGACUCCUAGUGGAUGUCAGUUCCCAUAUCCUAAGAGAGACAUUUGAAGAGAAGCGUCCGCCAGGAAACCUGGACACGGUUUUAUCAAGUCCCUCAGUUUAUGCAGUGCUGCAAACACUCAGAACAAGAAAAAUGCUCAAUCCAUCACAAUGGGGAAAACUUUAUCCUACCAUAAAAUCUUCAGUUUCAUCUCAGCAUUUCGACAUCACCUUAUUGAUAGUUCUACUGAGGAACAUUUGUGGUCUUGUUCCUCCAGACACCGGCUGGGAUAAACUUCCUCCUGCAGAAGACACAACCCUUGAGGCAGAUAUCGUUCGCAUUAAAUGUUACAGAAACACAGUUUAUGGUCAUGCCAGCCGGGCCUCAGUUGAUGACCAAAAAUUCAAUAAAUACUGGCAGGACAUUCAAGAUGUAUUGGUGAGACUGGGAGGAGCUGGUUACCAAAGUGCUAUUGAUGAUCUGAAAAAGGAAUGUAUAGACCCUGAAUUUGAGGAACACUACAGAGAGCUUCUUAAACAGUGGGUGAUAGGUGAAGUCAGCGUCAAGGAAAGAUUGGAUGGAAUUGAAGAAAAGCUUGAUAAGGGUCUUAAGGCCUUAGAAGUGAAAAUGAAUGAUCAUGAAGCAGCAGUUUCAAGUAAAUAUGUAAAUGAUAUUGAAAAUCUUUAAGUGCGUUCAUGUUAUGAAAUGUUUCCUCAAUCCGGGCUGUCUUGUGAGUUGAACGUUCGGUGGUUCUUGUCCACCCGUUCAUCAGUGUCACAAUUAAAUGAAUAAACAUUGACGGUCUUUUGAUGAAGAGGAUAAAUAGAGAUUGGGAGACAUACGAAUUAAGAGGAGUGCUGAGUGAAUUCUUAGAAGGGUGGGAAAAACCUCCUCGUUUUUAAACAAGUAUCAAGGUCUGUUGAGCAGAUUCACUCACUUCCUUCUUGAUAUUCCAGUUAACAGUAUGUCUUAUAGUUUGUUUUUAUUUCUGUUAGAAGAUUUCACGAAAAUGAGGAUAAAAAGGGACGUCAAUAUUCUCAUACUGGGAGAGACAGGAGUCGGGAAGUCCACCUGGAUCAAUGCGAUUGCCAACUAUAGCAAGUACAACUCCUUAGAGGCAGCAAGAAAGAGCAACGAAUUCACCGUCUUAAUACCAUUCAGGUAACAAUUUGUUAGUUUAUUGUACUGCUUAGGCUUGUGGCCGAUAUUGCGCACUCCGACUGGCUUAUCGAUAUUAGAGCAGGGCAUUAUGCAGAGGUAACGCCCACGGGCCGAUUAUGGAUUAUGCAAAUUAGAAAAUAGCGCAAAAUGCCAGGCAAGUACUGCGGCGGUUCUAUUUAUUAUUUACCAUAUUACAAGCGUUCCCUCUCUAUAAGGCUUAUAUGCUCAAAUUCGCUUUUUGAAAAUUCGAACGCAUGACAGCGAGGAGGACAAACUACGAUCCAGGGAGAGUAGACUCCAUUUAAUACAAAAAGCUUAAGUUUUAGAAGAAGGUACAGUUUUAUUUACCUACGAGAUUGUACUGGAUUAGGGGACGAGGUAAACAAACAAGAAUACAUUCAACCUCACUUCUAAUAUAAGAAACCGUAAAAAAUUCGCAUUGGAAAGCUGUAAUUAACAUGAUAACCUUAAAACGAAAUAUUCUUCGAUACACUUUGACGGUAAAGAGGUCGUUUAUUGACUUACUAGCUGUUAACGCUGGAAGGCUGGAAGGCUGGAAGGCACGACUGAAGGACAAUCAAAGUUUGCCUUGUCGUACAUAAAGCUUAAAUCGCCAAGAGGAAAACACCAUCGUUAGAUCUGUCACCCAUCCUUAGCAGAAAACCGAGAAAAAAUAAUCUAGUAGCCUCAACAAUUACCGAAAGUUUAAAUUUUGUCACAGGUAGCUUAGUAGUUCUCAUCAAUAGAUUCACUUGCUGUAAUGGGGCGGACGCUGACAUUAAACUUGAACAACGCCGCGUCGGGGAAAUGUCUUAUAUUAACGGACCUCCAGGCGUCAAUCAAUCUCAACUGGUUUAUUAAUCACUGGAAAGUUCGUAAAAACUGCAAUACAAUAAAUUUAAAUAGGCUAUUACCAUACAAUAAACGCUAAUCGAAAUGUCCUAAACUCGGUAAUUUAGUGUUAACAACUGGGUUGAAAACGUAAAUUAGCCACCGUAAAGGGUAAAAAAGCUGAUGUUUCGAGCGUUAGCCCUAUCGCUCUGACGAACACGUGUUCAAUUCUGUAUUUACGGUCAGAUUACACCAUUGUCCUCUCAAGCUGUGUUUUUUAGUCCACGUAUUGAUCUCCUGACCAAGUUAAAUGGUGUCAGAAGUGAACUCUGAAUAGAACUGUCGCUCGUGGCCUUGUUGGAAGCAAACUUGGGGAGUUUUGUUAGCAAUUUUAUGUGCAAAAUCGUGUCAACACUUCCGCGAUAUACCCAACCGGGUGCGGAGCAAGCCAUCCCGCUUCGACUCAAAAUUCUUCGGGUACACAGUCCAGUGUGAUAACUGUUCCUGUAAACAUACCACUUCCAGUAAAGUUGGAUUUAAGCGGUGGAAACCUCCUUGUCAAGUGGCAUCGAUUCAGUCGAGCGUGGUCAAAUUUUGAAAUCGUGGCCCAGCUUAAGGACCCGGAAAAUCUGGAUCGGAACAAGGAACGAAGGACCGCCACGUUACUUGCGUGCAUUAGCUUGGAUGCGUUAGGUGUUAUUGAUGCUAUGGAAUUUGAGAUCGAAGACCAAAGAAAAGAUCUAGUAGUGAUCCCAGAGAAGAUGGAAAAAUACUGCAGUGGGAAGUGCAAUGAGACCUAUGAGAGGUAUGUUUUCAAUCGUAGAGACCAGGGGAUGAACCUCUUGCAGGAAUUGUGGUAAUAAUGAGGAAUAUGAAUAUGUGGUUGAGAUCGAGGUAAAAGAGGAGGUUAGUGCAUUAGCCUAAAGUGGACGCGCUACCUAAGUCUUUGCCACCCAGCUUGUCAAUGGAAAGGAGAAGUCUCGACAGGACAGUGGAUCAACUGUAAAAAUUAUGACUGGUGAGACGGUGACGAGGCUCUGUGGGCACAACAGCUUGAAUGAGUCAGAGAAAACCCCAGUGACUCUGGUAAUGUACAACCAGUCAGAAGUUAAACUUUUGGGCAAGUAAAGACUCAAGGUUGUUAACCUAAAGAACAAUAAAAAGUGCAGCAUUGAGUUCCUUAUUGUUAGUGGCAAAGCAUGAACAUCUUCAAUUGCUAACUAUUAACAAACAGAAUAUCCUCACUGUGGACUCGGAUGGUGAGAAGAGUAAAGGUUCUAAGGUGCAAGACUACAUGUCGCAAUACAAGGAUGUGUUCACUGAAGAAGGCAAACUGGAUGGACAACUCCAUCUGGAGAGCGACAAGAAUGUCUAUCCAGUCCAGCUACUUACACGGAGAGUGCCAAUCGACCUCAGAGAACCUUUAAAACAAGAAUUAGACAGAUUAUCAAAUACUAGAGGGAUUUGAAAGGUCGAUACACAGGCUGAGUGGAUUUUAGCAAAGAAGAAUGGCAAGGUCAGGCUGUGCACUGCCCCGAAACCCUUAAAUGAAGCUCUAUGCAGAAAUCAUUACCCUUUACCCACAAUAGAUGAUGUGCUGCCUCUCCUAUCAGAGGCCUGUGAGUUCACAGUACUUGAUGCGAAAAAUGGGUUCUGGCACGUACAGUUGGAUGAGCCAAGCAAUUAUGCAACUACUUUCGGAACACCAUGGGGCCGGUAUCGCUGACCUCGUAUGUCAUUUGCAGUAUCACCAGCUCCAGAGGAAUUUAAGAGAAGGAUUGAUAUUGCACUUGAAGGGUUACCAGAGCAGAAGACAUUCUGGUCUUUGGAGCAGGAGACACGGAUGAAGAAGGCCUUGAAGAUCACGACCGAAACCUGAGAGAGGUGUUCAACCGCUGUCGACAGAAAGGUAUCAAGUUGAAUUCAGAGAAGAUACAGUUAAGGUAGAAACAAGUUAACUACAUGCGACACAUUAUAUCUUCAGUGGGUCUCGGCGCUGAUCCAAACAAGCUGAAAGCCAUCAACGAAAUGCCGCCCCCUCCUGAUAAGGCAAGCGUCCAGAGAGUACUAGGCACAGAGAAUUACGUGCCGAAGUUUACACUCAAUCUAGCAGAUUUGGCAAAGUCACUGAGAGAACUUGUCAAGAAGGAAAAUGAGUUUGUAUGGGAGGAAGGAGUUUAUGGCAAGUACCUAGAGCAAGUAAAGCAAGUAUUAACCCAAACGCCUGUGCUCAAGUUCUUCGAUCCUCGAAAGAAGCGGUGCUUCAAUGAGAUGCCUCCUUGAGUGGUCUGGAGGCCUGUUUGCUACAAGAGGGGCACCGACCCUGUUGCGUAUGCUUCGAGGGCCCCCACUCCUAUGGAAACUAACUAUGCGCAGAUCGAGAAAGAGUCAUUGUAAAUUGUCUUUGGGGUUGAGCGGUUUGAGGGCUAUGUUUAUUGUAGAAAGAUUUUUAUUGGCACUGACCACAAAUUCCUAGAAUCCAUUUUGAAGAAGAGUCUGUUGAGUGCACCAAGGUGGUUGCAGAGAAUGCUGUUGCGUCUACAGAAAUUUGACUUAGAGGUCUCAUACAGAAAGGGCACUGAGAUGCACAUGGCGGAUCCCCUCAGCCGAGCCUACCUUCCCCAGGCUAAACAAAAAGGUGGUGACCAAGAAGGAGUAUGGAGUGUCGCUGACAUGAGAUCACCAACAGAAAUCGAGAUUGAGCAUGUAGAUAUGAUUGCAUUUGUUCCCAUUCGACAAUUAACUCUCUUAGAAAUCAAAAGUGCCAUGGAAGUUCAUGCAGAGCUUCAGGCAUUAGCCACUUUGAUCAAGCAAGGUCAGAGAGCAGGGCAGAUGUACUACUCAAGUGGCAGGGAUACUUUCCUUUCAGAGAAGAACUGUUCAUACAGGAUGGUGUCGUGUUCAAGGGUGAACGAAUUAUAGUACCAUCUACCCUAAGGCAAUCAACGAUAGACAAAGUACAUGCCAGUCACCUGGGUGUUCAGGGGUGUCUAAGGAGAGCUAAAAAAGCUUUCUACUGGUCAGGCAUUUACAAGCAAAUUACAGAGUUCAUCUAAAGGUGCAGCAUUUGCAACAGGUACAAGCCAGUACAGCAGAAACAACCUUCAGUAUGUUACGAAAUACCAACAUGACCAUGGCAGAGCAUCUCAGCAGACCUGUUUGAGCUUAACGGCACCGACGACCUGGUUACCACUGACCAUUACUCUAAUUUCUUCGUGUUAGAUAUGCUGACAUCUAAGACCGCCAGAGGGUUUAUUGGCAAACUAAAGCCGCACCUUGCAAGACAUUGGCUUCUGGACGGUAUCACCACAGACAACGGACCACAGUUUGACUUAAACGAGUUUCAGAAGUUUGUAGCAGAGUAUCAGUUUGAACAUAUUAAUUCUUCGCCACGAUAUCAGUAGUCCAACGGUAAGGCGGAGAACAGUGUUAAAACAGCAAAGGACAGCUUGAAGAAAGCUACUGAUGCUGGCCAUGACCCUCACCUACCACUACUGAACUUUAGGAACACCCCAUCAGAAGGGAUGGACAGCACUCCCACACAGCGUCUCUUCGCACGCAGAACCCGCACUUCCUCCCCAUGGCUAGUCAUCUGCUUCAGUCAAAAGUUAUUCCUGAUCUGAAGCUUAAAUUGCAAUAAAGGAAACAUAAGCGCUUCCUUCUAUUACGACAGAGGAGCUAAGGGGCUGCCACCACUCUAAGUCAGAGAUGUGGUGCGGGUGCAACCCUUAACAUAUCAGCCAAAAUGUUUUAAAAUGCAAGUUAGUCGUCAGGUAGCGGUACGCUGCUAUAUAGUUAGCACAGAAGGUGGUAGACUUUACGGCUGCCGAAAUCAUUCACAUCUUAACGAAGUUCCGGAGAACUUCCAAGGGAUGCUAGACGAAGAUAAAGCGCAGUCAAAGGUUUGUCACAUCUUAACAAAGUUCCGGAGAACUUCCAAGGGAUGCUAGACGAAGAUAAAGCGCAGUCAAAGGUCGAUACUCAGAUUCGUCCACGUGCAAGGAGAUCUACUGAGGAGAUACCCCAGCUACGAACUGAAUCCUCAGCAAUGCAGAUGCCAGCUGCUUCGCAGCCAGGUUUCCAGCCGGCUCUGCCAAGUGUUCCCGUUCCUGACUCAACUAGAAGCGAUGGAGUUGUUAAAUCUUCAGAGUUUCUGCUGCCAGAUCCUCACCCAGCGCCACCAAGUGUUCCCAUACCAGUCUCCACCAGAAGUGGUAGAAUUGUUAGGAGGCCUGCGUACCUGAGGGAUUUUACUACCUAGGAAACAGGUGUUAAGGCUGAGCACACUGUGGUGAACAUUUUUAAUUAGUGUUAAUCCAUUUCAAGUUAUAUUUACGUCUUCAGUUUCCUAUCGUUUUGUUGUUUCUUUAUUGAAAGAAGGGAGAUGUAACGAUGUCACUAUCUUAUUAAUAGCCUCUACGGGCUUGCGCACUACAAUGAGAACUUAUAUAUCCCGGAUGCAUACACGCGCGUUUGAUUCUGUAUUGGCAAAAGCCAACUUACGGUCAGGUGAAAUCGUUGUAUCAUUUAUCAUUUAGUCCACGUAAUGAUCUCCUGACUAAGUGACACUAUUGUCUAUUUUGAUUCUGAUGUGUAGCAAAAAUAGUAACGUCACAGCUUAGAGUCAUUUUAUGUUUAAACCGCACAGACAGCUGGUGACACACCAGACUAAAAAUAAUAAUAUGAAAGAGAAGAGAUCACUAAUUAAACAUUUAAUAUUUCAGCUUUACCUAUACAACUAAAGAAGGAGAAGAGAAAGCCAUUUCCUUUGGUCAUGAUGCGAAUGAAGUUUGUUCUAUCGGUCAGUCUGCCACUCAGUUCGCUCGUGAGCACACGUUUGAGACAGACAUUGCCAGGUUCCACCUAAUUGAUACUCCAGGAAUCGGAGACUGCAGUGGAAUCAAAAAGGACAAAGAAAACUUUGCCAACACAUUGGCCUUCCUAACCAAUUACAAAAAGAUUAAUGCGGUGGUUGUUCUCUUAAAGUCAAACAAUUCACGGUUGACUGUGUCCUUCCAGUUCUGUGUGUUAGAGCUGCUGAGACAUCUUCACAAGUCCUUGGUAUCUAACAUAAUAUUUGCCUUUACUAACUCGAGAGGAACUUUCUAUCAGCCUGGAGACAGCCUACCAGUUCUUAAGAAACUCCUGAGUGAACGUAUGAUUGGAAUUGAUGUCUCACCCUCCAAUUACUUCUGCUUCGACAACGAAGCCUUCAGGUAUAUUUAACCAUAGGCGUAUUUGAUCGGGGCCCUCUAUAGCCUGAAUGUGACCCGUGGGAGACCUUUUCCAAGACACCACUUUUAACCAAAAAGCAAACCUUCCUUGACUGAAAAGUCCAAAACCUACCCUCCCCAACGCUCAGCCGAUUAUGGUGUGCCUGUAGAUUGAAAGGGGCUUCUCAGCUCAGUUUGAAAAUGCAGUGUUUUGCCAGACUGGCCAUCAUGCCUAUUGUCCUGACACUGCUCGUUCAGUAGGCCAAUAGCUAGAGGGUGGUUUAGCGUCAAAGGCAUCGGAUUUGCGAAGGGCGUUUCUAUUAACAUUGCAAACACCUAACAGCUAGGUUAUUUUACUUACUUACCAGUCAAAGGGGUUUGCUUUUUGAUAAAAGUGGAAAUCUUGGGAUAGGUCUCUUCAGCCUGUUGUAGUAUUCGACUGUCUCCUAAGAUUCGCGGUGAGGCUCAUGCUUUGUGGCAGCUCUGCCAAUGGCCCAGAUCAUGUGAGAAAAGAGAGAAGAACAACUGUACACUGUUCCGUUGAUUUAAUGCUAAGUUUCAACCUUCUUCAAAUUUUAAUUUGCUCCUCGUAAUUCGUAUGUUCCUGACGAAGGCCGCAGCACGAAACGUAGUAUUAUAUCGCCGGAACAGGUUAGAGUUGUUUUUCUCUCUUUCGUGAUUUGCACAUACUUAACAUUUUGGAAAAGAUAUCCGUAUCUUCCUGGAUCCUUCAACUGGGAGCUACUCGGUCGAUAGCCAUUUCAUUCUUUCUAUUGAGUGUAUAUAGUGUAUAUAUUAUAUAUUUUUUCUCGACAGAUUUCUUGCCUGCAACAAGAAAGGAGUUGAAUUUGGACAGGAACAAAUUGAUAGCUUUUCAAGGAGUUGGAAAAUGUCGUGCGAAACUACUAUCAAGCUCUUCCAACGAGUGAUGGAAAUGGAGCCCCACGACACAAAGCAAACGCUAAGCCUAAACAAUGCAAGGAACUACGUGAUGGCCUUAAGCAAGCCAAUGGGGGAAGUUUUUGAAUUAAUUCAAAUGAACUUGAAGAAGAUUGAAAGUGCUGAAAACACAUGCAAGGCUUUUGACAAUGACAUUAACUCUUUCAAAAUGUCACUGAAGUUUAAAGGGUACGAUCUGAAGGUUUUGAAAAUAGACUAUCCCAUGACUGUUUGUGCAGCCGAAGAAUGCAAGAAAUAUGUAUUUGUUGGUGAGGAAAAUGUGAAACGUACCGUCUAUGAACAAAUCUGCCAUGAUCAUUGUUACUUACAUGGGGUAAUGGUUGAGAGUAUCGGAAACGAUAAACUGUUCCAUUGCAUCGCAAUGUCUUCGGGCAGUUGUUUGAAAUGCUCUCACAACUACAGAACGCACAUGCAUAUCGAAUACAAAACUUCUCUGAUAGAGAAGGAAUUCUUAUCCAAAGAAGUGCAGAAGAAAAUUUUGGAUAAGCAAGACAAGAAGUCUCAGGAGAAAGAAUUUAUCGCUGUGUUGGCCAAGAAGAGCAAAGAGCUUGCAUCUGAAAGGGAUUGCAUCUUAGAGUGUGCCACCUUUUUCGGCGCCUUCCUCAAAAUGAAUGCAAUCGUCCCUUAUAACGACUCCUUUCGUGAUUACAUGGAAUUGCUUAUCAGAAAUGAAGAGUGUAAGGAGGAGGAGAUCAGAGAUGAUGAGAAGAUCAAGAAGUUGAAAGAAGACCUGCGGGCAUACAAAGAGGAGGUAGAGGUUUUAAGAAAUAGUGUGGCAUCACAACCCCGCGACGGAGAGUUCCAAACCGAUUCCAUAGAAGAGAUCAGUGUCCGCAAAGAAAAGCUUUGUUCUCUGAAACACAAUGGAAGGAUACUAAGAGAAGCUCUAGGUAUGAUGAUUUUAGUUUGCCAAGCGUUAUUG